AUGCUUUGCCACGAUUCCUGCAUUGCAAAGGGGCUGGACUGGAUGACCUUUGGGGAUCCCUCCCAGACAGACUGGCAAAGACAGCAGCUUCAAUGGGCUUUGCCCUCUCUUAGGUGGGGGAGCGCCCUGAGCCUUGCAGAGUGCCUUCUCCAGCAGAGGUCGGCCGGGGGCGGGGGGAAGCAGCCCCAAAGAUAUGGGGUGUGGGGUAUAUUGGGUUCACAGCCCUCUGCCUCUCUGGAUGCUCCUGGAGCCACGCUCUGGGCUGGUUUUCCUGGGCGGCAAAGGUGUCACUUUAAACGGAGAGUGUCGAUUCAUGGUUUUUAUAGGAACCGUUUUUUAUAA
This is a messenger RNA of Podarcis lilfordi (Lilford's wall lizard), 342 nucleotides long. Lineage: Eukaryota; Metazoa; Chordata; Lepidosauria; Squamata; Lacertidae. The record is from the annotation of a GenBank genome assembly.